Messenger RNA from Canis lupus familiaris (dog), 387 nucleotides. It is a transcript of the gene ODAPH, whose product is annotated as odontogenesis associated phosphoprotein. Gene Ontology annotation, biological process: positive regulation of enamel mineralization. Bases 1 to 387 code for a protein of 128 amino acids. Lineage: Eukaryota; Metazoa; Chordata; Mammalia; Carnivora; Canidae. The record is from RefSeq and is a predicted model, not a curated record. The transcript has 3 exons.
AUGACUUACAGACUGUGCUUCUCCUACUGGCUAUUGGUCUGCUGGGUGCUGGUAACUGUGGCAGAAGGACAGAGAGAGGGAGCCACCCCUCCUGGAGGCUCACAAGAUAAUGGAGGUGCUACAGACUGCCAAGUCUUCACACUCACCCCUCCACCCCCCAGGAGGAACCCGGUGACAAGGAUCCAGCUCAUCACAAGGACUCCUCAUUAUAAAUAUUUUCCCAAACGAAGGCUCUGGAGAGGAAGCUCAUCUGAGGAAAGCAGAGAGAAAAGAGAAGUCCCAAAUAUGCUGAAGCCAAAGAAGCCAAUGCCUCAGAGAAGAUUGCUGCUUUCUUCUUCCAAACUAAAAUGCUUGAACUUGAAGAUGAAGUAUCUUAAACUAGACUAG